Messenger RNA from Propithecus coquereli (Coquerel's sifaka), 1872 nucleotides. It is a transcript of the gene KLHL6, whose product is annotated as kelch-like family member 6. The record is from RefSeq and is a predicted model, not a curated record. Gene Ontology annotation, molecular function: protein binding. Lineage: Eukaryota; Metazoa; Chordata; Mammalia; Primates; Indriidae. Bases 7 to 1872 code for a protein of 621 amino acids. The transcript has 7 exons. Gene Ontology annotation, biological process: B cell receptor signaling pathway; germinal center formation.
GUCUGGAUGUGGAUGGCAGGGCAGAGGGGUGCCUGGACCAUGGGCGACGUGGUAGAGAAGAGUUUGGAGGGGCCCCUGGCACCUUCUGCAGAUGAGCCCUCCCAGAAAAGGGGAGACUUGGUGGAAAUCUUAAAUGGGGAUAAAGUAAAAUUUGACGACACGGGACUCUCCUUAUUUCUUCAAAAUGGCUUGGAGACCCUCCGAGGGGAAAAUGCUCUGACAGAUGUCAUCUUGUGUGUGGACAUUCAGGAAUUCGCCUGCCACCGCGUGGUGCUUGCCGCGGCCAGCAACUAUUUCAGGGCCAUGUUCUGCAAUGACUUGAAGGAAAAGUAUGAGAAGAGGAUCAUUAUCAAAGGGGUCGACGCUGAGACCAUGCACACGCUCCUGGACUACACCUACACCAGCAAGGCGCUGAUCACCAAGCAGAAUGUGCAGCGGGUCCUGGAAGCUGCUAAUCUCUUCCAGUUCCUGAGGAUGGUGGAUGCCUGCGCCAGCUUCCUCACUGAAGCCUUGAACCCGGAAAAUUGUGUUGGAAUACUAAGGCUGGCAGACACACACUCUCUGGACAGUCUAAAGAAGCAAGUUCAAAGCUACAUCAUUCAAAAUUUUGUGCAGAUUCUGAACUCCGAGGAGUUCCUUGAACUUCCUGUGGACACUCUGUACCACAUCUUGAAGAGUGACGACCUUUAUGUGACUGAGGAGGCUCAGGUGUUUGAGACUGUGAUGAGCUGGGUCCGACACAAACAGUCUGAGCGACUCUGCCUGCUCCCCUACAUCCUUGAGAACGUGCGCUUGCCGCUGCUGGACCCGUGGUACUUCGUGGAGACGGUUGAAGCAGAUCCUCUCAUCAGGCAGUGCCCAGAGGUUUUCCCGCUGCUCCAGGAAGCCAGGAUGUACCACCUGUCUGGCAAUGAGAUCAUUUCGGAGCGCACCAAGCCCAGGAUGCAUGAGUUCCAGUCUGAGGUGUUCAUGAUCAUCGGUGGCUGCACGAAAGAUGAACGGUUUGUGGCAGAGGUGACCUGCCUGGACCCCCUGAGGCGCAGCCGUCUGGAGGUGGCCAAGCUCCCGCUGACAGAGCAUGAGCUGGAGAGUGAGAAUAAGAAAUGGGUGGAGUUUGCAUGCGUGACAUUAAAAAAUGAGGUGUACAUCUCAGGUGGCAAAGAAACACAGCACGAUGUUUGGAAAUAUAAUUCUUCAAUCAACAAAUGGAUUCAGAUUGAGUAUUUAAACAUCGGCCGCUGGAGGCAUAAGAUGGUGGUGUUGGGCGGCAAGGUCUACGUGAUCGGCGGUUUCGACGGCUUACAGAGGAUCAACAACGUGGAGACCUACGACCCCUUCCACAAUUGCUGGUCAGAGGCCUCGCCCCUCCUCGUCCAUGUCAGUUCCUUUGCGGCCACCAGCCAUAAGAAGAAGCUGUAUGUGAUUGGGGGAGGGCCCAAUGGGAAACUGGCCACGGACAAGACUCAGUGUUAUGACCCUUUGACCAAUAAGUGGAGUUUAAAGUCGGCCAUGCCGGUGGAGGCUAAGUGCAUCAAUGCAGUGAGUUUCCGGGACCACAUCUAUGUCGUUGGUGGGGCCAUGCGGGCACUGUAUGCCUACAGCCCUCUGGAAGACAGCUGGUGCCUGGUGACGCAGCUCAGCCACGAGCGGGCCAGCUGCGGCAUCGCGCCCUGCAACAACAGGCUCUACAUCACAGGCGGGCGGGACGAGAAGAACGAGGUCAUCGCCACGGUGCUGUGCUGGGACCCUGAGGCCCAGAAACUGACCGAGGAGUGCGUCCUGCCUCGGGGGGUGUCACACCACGGCAGCGUCACCAUCAGGAAGUCCUACACCCAUAUCCGGAGGAUCGUGCCCGGAGCAGUGUCUGUCUGA